AUGGCGAUAUCUUUGACAGGGAAAAUUGUGAUAACAAUAACAGUCCUGGCUGUCAUUGGUGGGUUAACAGCUACUAUUAUCCUAUUAGUAAAUGAUAGUGACGAUGAUGAUACGACCACGGAAGGUCCAACUACGGAAUCCACCACCACCUCAGAUCCUGUUACCGAUUUGCCAGAGGACAUGUUGUAUGAAGUUGGAGUUGGUAUAGCUGAUAUGACUGGGCCUUGUGUUGAGAUUAAUUUUAUGGGUUAUGCAGAUUUCGGUCAAAGUGGUGCAGGUAUUCAUUUAAGACAACACUCACGUGCAUUUAUUUUUAAAAAAGGAGAUACCAGGAUCGUGUUGGUCACAGCUGAUGUCCAAGCAGUUGGUUUUUCAGUCAGACGACAGGUGGUACAAAAUCUGCAAGCGAGGUACGGGAAUAUUUACACAAUUCGUAACGUGAUUCUGACCGGUACUCACACUCACAGUGCACCAGGGGGACAUCUCGUUGAUUUCCUACUUGACAUCAGCAUUUUAGGCUUUUCCAGGGAGACUUACAAUGCUUAUGUGGAAGGCAUCACUAGGAGUAUAAUCAACGCUCACGAAAAUAUAGUGCCAGCUCGACUUUUCUACGGAGAAACGCAAGUUAAGAAUGCGCAUAUGAAUCGAUCACCGUUUUCUUAUGACAACAAUCCCGAAACUGAGAGACUUAGAUAUCUCGGUAACACAGAUGACACUCUUCAACAAGUUAGUAUAGUGAAAUCUGAUGGUAGUCUACAUGGCGUUCUCAACUGGUUCGCGGUCCACACUACCAGCAUGAACAUGACCAAUCAUCUCAUUUCCUCUGACAAUUUAGGAUACGCCUCUAUAAGGCUGGAGAAGACUUUAAACCCAAACAGACCUACUGGGCACCCAGAAAUAGUAGCAGGAUUCUUCUCAGCGAAUCUCGGUGACGUGUCUCCAAAUAUCCGCGGCGCUCGUUGCGAGUUUAGUGGAGAUGAAUGUGACAACCAGUUUAAGAUCUGUGAUGCUUUCGAGCGGUGCUUUGCUUUGGGGCCCGGAGACGACAUGUUUGAAAGUACUAGGAUUAUUGGCACUGCUGUUUACGAGGGAGCCUUGGAAGUAUUGAGCAGUCCUGGACAAGAACUAACGGGCGAGUUGGCAGUUGUUCAUCAAUUCGUUGAAUUCUCCGAAGAAACUGUCGCGAAAUACGAUACUAUCACCAAGACGUUUAACACGAGUGAUCCAGUAAAUGGUUGUGUUGCUGCGAUGGGGUACAGUUUCGCAUCUGGAACUAUUGACGGCGCAAACACGUUGAAUAUCACUCAGGGUACCGUGACUGGUAACGACCUUUUGGAUUAUAUUACCGCUAUAGCUAUGAAUGCUACAGAGGAGGACAGGGAGUGUCACGCCCCGAAGCCAAUUUUAUUAGCUACUGGACGAGGAAACUUCCCGAUUCCCUGGCAUCCUAGGAUCGUAUCAGUUUCCCUGAUUUGGCUGGGGGAUUUUGUCAUCGCUGGUGUACCUGGGGAACCGACUACAAUGGCCGGAAGACGUAUGAAGGACGUCAUUGGCUCGGUCAUGGAAAGAAACGGCUUUGAGCCCAGGGUUGCUAUAUCUGGUUUGACCAAUGAAUACAUUCACUAUGUUGCUACCUUUGAGGAAUAUCAGAUACAACGUUAUGAAGCCGCGUCUACAAUCUAUGGUCCGUACACGUUGGACAUAUUUUUGAAUAAAUUCAACGAAUUUACCCAAGUUGCAAUCGAGGGCGGAGACGUGCCUGCGGGUCCGGAGCCAGAAGACAAUCGCGGUCGAGCCAUCUCCGUAGUCUUGCCAGUGAUAGUGGACUCCUCUCCGUUAGGCCGUAGCUUCGGGGAUGUGCUGUCUCAGCCGGCUGAAGUUGUACGCAGGGGAGAUACAGUUAGAGCGACUUUUGUGGCGGCGAACCCCCGUAACGAUUUGAAACAGGAGUCAACACACGCGGCGAUUGAAAGGUUUGAGCUUGGAAACUGGGAAGUUAUAGCGACUGACGCGGAUUGGGAAACGAAGUUCAUCUGGCAGCGCCAAUCUCUUUUACUGGCCACGAGUAACGUUAUCAUCGAAUGGACAGUUCCCAGCGACGCCAUUAUAACGCAGUACCGCAUCGUUUACUACGGCGUCGCACGCAGCUUACUCGGCAACUUAUCUGAGUUCAGUGGAACUAGUAAUAGUUUUAGAGUUACUGAUGGAAUAAAUAUUUAGAUUUAUAAUGC
This is a messenger RNA of Hyposmocoma kahamanoa, 2231 nucleotides long. Its product is annotated as neutral ceramidase-like. Gene Ontology annotation, molecular function: N-acylsphingosine amidohydrolase activity. The record is from RefSeq and is a predicted model, not a curated record. The coding region runs from base 1 to 2220 and encodes 739 amino acids. Gene Ontology annotation, biological process: sphingosine biosynthetic process; ceramide catabolic process; long-chain fatty acid biosynthetic process. Lineage: Eukaryota; Metazoa; Arthropoda; Insecta; Lepidoptera; Cosmopterigidae. Gene Ontology annotation, cellular component: extracellular region. The transcript is spliced from 14 exons.